This is a messenger RNA of Zingiber officinale, 2039 nucleotides long. Its product is annotated as heterogeneous nuclear ribonucleoprotein 1-like. NCBI's taxonomy places the organism in Eukaryota, Viridiplantae, Streptophyta, Magnoliopsida, Zingiberales, Zingiberaceae. The transcript has 4 exons. The coding region runs from base 266 to 1741 and encodes 491 amino acids. The record is from RefSeq and is a predicted model, not a curated record. Gene Ontology annotation, molecular function: RNA binding.
ACAUAUAUAAAUACCGGAUACGAGUGGGCAUGGCCACCUCCACCACCAUUUCGCUCCUCUUCCCCUUCCUCCUCCCCUCAUCUCCCGCUGGAUGAGUUGGGCGGAAUCGGCGGGCGGAAGAAAAAGCAAGCUUUGAAGCCGAGGAUUCCAGUGCUUCUUGUUGCUGAAUCCUACCAUCUCUUCUAGCCUUUUCGCCUGAUGCGCCAGCUUCAGAUCGAGAUUGCCACAGUCGAAGAUUAAAGACGUCUAAUUUGCAGAAAAGAGAAUGCAGCAUUCAGAUCCUGGUAAGCUGUUCAUCGGCGGGAUUUCUUGGAGCACCAACGAGGGCAGUCUCGUGGAGUAUUUCAAAAAUUAUGGUGAGGUGGAGGAGGUUGCGAUCAUGAAGGACAGGAACACUGGCCGUGCUCGUGGUUUUGGGUUCAUUGUGUUCUCAGACCCAGCCGUAGCGGAGCGAGUUGUCAUGGAAAAACACAUGAUCGAUGGAAGAAUGGUUGAGGCAAAGAAAGCUGUUCCAAAGGAUGAUCAACAGAUACUUAGUAGAUACACUACUAGUGCCCAUGGUUCUCCAGGUCCUGGGCGUACCAAGAAAAUAUUUGUUGGUGGUCUACCAUCUACUAUAGCAGAGAGUGAAUUCAAGAAAUACUUCGAUCAGUUUGGAACAAUUACUGAUGUUGUCGUGAUGUAUGAUCACAACACCCAAAGGUCUCGUGGAUUUGGUUUCAUCGCCUAUGACUCAGUGAAUGCUGUGGAUAAGGUGCUUUUUAAAACUUUUCAUGAGCUGAAUGGUAAGACUGUUGAGGUCAAGAGAGCUGUCCCCAAAGAACUAUCCACAGGACCAAAAAUGCGCUCUCCUAUCCAGGGAUAUAACUAUGGCCUGAAUAGAACAAACAACUUUGCUAAUGGAUUUACACAGAGAUAUAAUCCAAGCUUGUUUGGUGGCUAUGGGAUGAGAAUGGAUAGUAGACUGGGUCUUCCUAGUAGUGCAAGGAAUGGCUUCCCUUCGUGCAAUCUUAAUUUUGGUAUGGGUAUGAAUUUGGAGCCAGAUAUGAUGUCAAGCGUCGGAGGGAAUUCCAGUUUUGGCAACAAUAUGGGGUAUGGGCAUGGUCUGGGCCCUUAUUACAGUGGGAAUUCCACUAGGUUCAACAGUCCUAUUAUUUAUAAUGGGGGCAAUGUGAACACCAGUUUUGUUUUUAGCUCAAUUCCUCGUAAUGCAUGGGAUAGUGGAAGUCUUACUUAUACUUUAGACUCUGCAAGGUCCAAUGCCUGUAUGCCUCUUGGCAAUGGGUAUCUUAGUGGAUUGAGCAACAACAAUCUGAUAAAUUGGGGUGGUACUGCUCCUAUCUCAUCUCAGGUUGGGGGGAACAUGUCAAGUUAUGCUGAUGGGAAUCUCAGUCAUAGAGGCACAAACAACAAUUUUGAUCUAGGUGGUGGAGGGAUUGGAAGGAACAAUAUUUCCAAUGCUUUGAAAAUUUCCCACACUGCAUCAAGUGGUGGAUUUGAAGAAACCUAUCCAGAACUCUAUGAUGAAAAUUCACUUUAUGGAGAUCCAACUUGGCGAUCAUCAUCUUCUGAUCUUGAAGGUGUUAGUUCAUUUGAACAUGCACUUGAUAAUGUGCCUUCGGAUAUCAUAGCUAAGGGCUCUGGAGGUUACAUGGGUAAUUAUAACAUCACCAAUAGACAACCGAAUAGAGGAAUUGAUAUGCUAAGAUUUAAGACCAUCAAUAGACGAACAACUAUGUAGUGAUGAGAAGCAUGUCUUUGGAAGAUCAGGAAAGUGUUUGGAAAGAAGGGGAAAAAAAAGAUUUACGAAAUUCAAAAUAAAUGCCAUGGCCCAAGGUUUGGAAUUAGAGUUUCUUCCUUCCGCAUGUCAAUUAGGUUUUGGUUCUUCAUGUUUGAUUGAGAUGCAAUCUUGUUGCUGGAUGCAUGUAGAUUUUUUUUCAGAUCUAUGCAACUGAUGUUGCAAAUAGACACCCAGACGGAGUAUUAGUUCUAAAGAAAAAAGAAAAAACAAGAAACUAAUUUUCAGGUAUUUCAAUCUU